Molecule: messenger RNA, 237 nt
Organism: Macrosiphum euphorbiae (potato aphid)
Lineage: Eukaryota; Metazoa; Arthropoda; Insecta; Hemiptera; Aphididae
Source: the annotation of a GenBank genome assembly
AUGAUUGCUGUAUUGCAAAAAAUGUUUCCUGGUCGCCUGAUCUCCUUAAGGGAAAACAUAACAUGGCCUCCUCGCUCCCCUGAUUUGAGUCCAUGUGACUAUUUCUUAUGGGGAUAUCUCAAAGCUGAAGUUUUCAAACAUCGACCUAGAACCAUUGAAGAACUAAAAGUGGCCAUCCGUCAAGAAAUCUCAGCGAUUCCACUCGAUAUGCUGGCGAGAGUAAUGGACAACUUUUGA